AUGCUUCCACAGACCCCAUCAGAGGUCCACGGGCGCGUGUAUGAUCGCGGCAUCUUAUACCUACACAACCACACACCUUCACAUGUCGCCGCUACAGAGAAACUGGCCGCCGAGGCGCUCGAGCAACUCCUCAAGCCCCUGUCCCUCGCCGAGUAUCCCACCACCUAUGGCCCCAAGGACACCGACCCAUUCGUCCCUCUUCUCGAGGAAGCCAAGGCUCGCGGCAACCACAAUGACCUCUUCCCCACUCCCAAGGCCGACGCUGCUACAAAGGCUGUACUCCGCGGCUUGUAUGAAGAGCUCAAGAAGCGCGAGGGAAGGUCACUUGCCGACAGGUUAAAGAUCAAUGACCGUGAGAACCUGCACCUUGAGUGA
Vanrija pseudolonga is the source of this 375-nucleotide messenger RNA. RefSeq lists its product as uncharacterized. The coding region runs from base 1 to 375 and encodes 124 amino acids. The transcript has a single exon. The record is from RefSeq and is a predicted model, not a curated record. NCBI's taxonomy places the organism in Eukaryota, Fungi, Basidiomycota, Tremellomycetes, Trichosporonales, Trichosporonaceae.